CUUUGACUAAACGCUGCCGUUUGAGAUUCUAUUGAAGAUUCUGAUAACUUGCAUACGCGCAGUCAAUUUUUAGACAAUCCAACUAUACCGUGAAACCUCUCCUCUUUAGGGUUUUUAUCCCCAAACUCAUCACUAGUCAAGCUUUCGAAAAAUGGGUGAUGAGAUUCAGCCGCCGGCAGAUCAAUUAGCCGCCGUCUCCUUGGGAAAUGACGCAGCCUCGUCUUCUACGGUGCAGAAAGCGCGGUUUGCGGAUAGGGUCUGUAUUAAGUCGAUUUUGGGUCGAAGCGACGGCGGAGCUGGACUUGCCGGGCAGAAGGUACGAAUCUUCGGGUGGGUAAAAACGGGAAGGGAGCAAGGGAAAGGGACUUUCGCUUUUCUUGAGGUGAACGAUGGAUCCUGCCCAGCGAAUCUUCAGGUUAUGGUGGAUGCUUCUGUGUCAGAUCUCUCCAAGUUGAUUGCUACGGGAACUUGUGUGACCGUUGAUGGAUGUUUGAAGACUCCUCCGGAAGGUAAAGGUACGAAGCAGAAGAUUGAGCUCAGCGUCGAGAAGGUGAUUCAUGUGGGACCGGUGGAUCCGGCUACCUACCCGAUUCCUAAGACGAAGCUGACUCUAGAGAGAUUGAGGGAGUUUCUUCAUCUUCGUCCCAGGACCAACUCGAUCGCAGCAGUUGCAAGAAUCCGACAUGCGCUUGCUAUGGCGACCCAUGCAUUCUUUGAUAAAUAUGGUUUUCUGUACAUUCAGACUCCAAUCAUCACAACAAGUGACUGCGAAGGUGCUGGUGAAAUGUUCCAAGUGACCACUUUGAUCAACCAAUCUGAAAAGCUUGAGAGGGAUCUCAUUGCGAACCCUCCUCCCACCGAGGCUGACAUUGAAGCUGCCAAGCUCAUUGUCAAGGAGAGAGGCGAAGCUGUAGCGCAACUCAAAGCUGCCAAAGCAAGCAAGGAAGAGAUCGUUGCUUCCGUUGCUGAACUCAACAAUGCCAAGGGGAACUUAGCCAGGACUGAAGAGAGGUCGAAGCUUAAGCCUGGACUGCCUAAGAAAGAUGGGAAGAUUGAUUACUCGGAAGAUUUCUUUGGUCGACAAGCUUUCUUGACAGUUUCUGGUCAGCUACAAGUGGAAACGUAUGCUUGCGGUCUUAGCAGCGUGUAUACGUUUGGUCCCACUUUCAGGGCAGAGAACUCUCACACUUCAAGGCAUCUUGCUGAGUUCUGGAUGGUUGAGCCUGAGAUAGCUUGUGCUGAUCUAGAGGACGAUAUGAACUGUGCAGAGGCAUAUGUGAAAUUCAUGUGCGAUUGGUUGCUUGAGAAAUGUUACGAUGACAUGGAACUCAUGGCUAAGAAUUUCGACAAAGGCUGCAUUGACAGGCUAAAGUUGGUUGCCUCGACUCCGUUUGGUCGUCUGACAUACACGGAAGCAAUAAAGCUGCUUGAGGAAGCUGUGGCUCAAGGAAAGGUAUUUGAGAACCCAGUGGAGUGGGGAAUCGACUUAGCAUCUGAGCAUGAAAGAUACUUGACAGAGGUUAUGUUUAAGAAGCCUCUGAUUGUGUAUAACUACCCGAAAGGAAUCAAAGCUUUCUACAUGAGACUCAACGAUGAUGGAAAGACUGUUGCUGCCAUGGAUGUCCUCGUUCCAAAGGUUGGAGAACUCAUUGGUGGAAGCCAAAGGGAAGAACGGUUUGACGUCAUCAUGGAAAGGAUUAAGGAGAUGGGUCUACCAAUUGAGCCAUACGAGUGGUACCUUGACUUGCGACGUUAUGGAACAGCGAAGCACUCAGGAUUUGGACUUGGAUUCGAACGUAUGGUUCUCUUCGCUACAGGAAUUGACAACAUCAGAGACGUUAUCCCCUUCCCUCGCUAUCCUGGAAGAGCUGAUCUUUGAUUCUUUUUCUUAAUACCAAAAUUGCAAACACAAUUUUAUGCUUUUUUUUUAUUAGCUGGUCUUGUUUUGAGAACCGAUUUCGUUUUAGUUUUACUUUAAAAGUUGGUUAAUGAAUGAAUUGGGCUUCUUUUACUUAUAUAAAAGAUGGUUAUGCGAGAAUGUGAACUUAGAAUUA
This is a messenger RNA of Thlaspi arvense, 2054 nucleotides long. NCBI's taxonomy places the organism in Eukaryota, Viridiplantae, Streptophyta, Magnoliopsida, Brassicales, Brassicaceae. The record is from the annotation of a GenBank genome assembly.